AUGCUAGUUCCAGGGGGAGUUGCAAUUAUUGCAGGGCUACUGGCCCAUCAACUUGUCUUCAUUCACGGAGAAUGGCAUCUAAAAGGCCCCAGAGUGGUCGCCUUCCAUCUUCUUUUUAGCUGUUUAUUCUGGGUAAAGCAAUUUUUUGGCCGCGGAAACACUCAAGCCAGCUUGGUUCGGACAAUAUACUUGGCGACAUGCUAUCUCUCAUCACUGUUCGCAAGUAUUGCAGUAUACCGGCUCAUGUUUCAUCGAUUGAAACAUUUCCCCGGCCCAAAACUAGCAGCAGUGACCAAACUAUGGCAUGUUUGGAAAUGUCGUGACUCGCGUGGACAUCUCGUCUUGCAGGACUGGCACGAAAAAUAUGGGGAGUUUGUACGAACCGGUAAGAUACAUCCCAACCAAGUAGGAUUCCUUGAUGACAUUGAGAUUGAAUACUCAGGUCCUGCCGAAAUCACCAUAUUCCACCCCGAAGCCUAUGAGGCCAUGGAUGGUCCUGACAAUGACAACACGCGCUCUGAUUGGUACGACCUUCUGUAUCCCCGGAUAUCCUCAAUCUUCACUCGCGACCGGCAAUUGCACCAUGAUAGGCGGAAGAUGUGGGAGCAAGCAUUGAGCAGGAAAGGUCUGGUGAACCUAAUGGCUCGCAAUACAUUGGAGACUGACAUUUGUUCAGCAUUACUCCAGUAUCAUCGUCGGGUGGUGGAAAAGGUACGAACGCUGCAGAGCCUAGUUGCUUCGGGAAAAUCACGCCCCGUUCUCAUAAAUGACCUAAUGUAUUUCUUCGCCUUUGACUCCAUGGGUGAUUUUGCCUUCAGCGAGGAUUUCGGCAUGAUGAGUAGCAAGAGGUGGCAUUCGUCGAUAGCGAUGUUACGCUCGGCACUCACGUUGCUAGGGCCAUUCAGUCCUGCAAUAUGGAUCCCGAGACUUGGGUUUGCAUUUAUCCCGUCGCUGUGGAAGGUCCGGCACUGGUUUCAUAUGCUCGAAUUUUGUGAUCAAUGCAUGGCUCGACGGAUGAAGAAAACACUCCCAGAUCGUGAUAUCGCAUCUUGGUUUAUUGAGGACCACAUCAAACGUGGAUCAGAUCCCACGCAGGCACGGUGGUUGAGCGGCGAUACUGCAACACUGGUUGUAGCCGGAAGCGACACCACUGCUCCUAGUCUAACCCUUCUCUUCUAUUUCCUUGCUCGAUACCCCACACAUGCUGAGAAGAUAUAUGAAGAGAUACAGGGGGUUGAUAGGGAGAAUCCAACUACCCUAGCCACGUUGUCUCAUUUGACGGGAACUAUAAACGAAGCAAUGCGAUUGCUUCCAGCAGUACUAACCUUCAGCUCUCGGGUAACUCCACCACAAGGACUAAUGAUAGAUGGUACGUUUAUCCCGGGAAAUACCAAAAUAUGUGCGCCACGCUACACGAUCGGUCGACUUGAAAGGGCGUACGUCUACCCCCAUGAGUUCAUCCCCGAGCGGUGGUACAGCCAACCGGAGCUGAUCAAGGAUAAAAGGGCAUUUGCUCCUUUUGGCGUCGGGCGUACAAGCUGUGUUGGUCGUCAUUUAGCUCUCGCACAAAUCCGACUCGUCGCUGCCGCCCUGGUGUUCCAUUAUCGGAUCAAAUUUGCACCUGAUGAGAAUAAUGGUGAGGCUGUGGAACGGGAUAUGAAGGACCAAUUGACCGCGCAGCCCGGUGCAUGUCGGCUUGUGUUCCAAAGUCGGGUAUAA
Penicillium crustosum is the source of this 1719-nucleotide messenger RNA. RefSeq names its product cytochrome P450. The record is from RefSeq and is a predicted model, not a curated record. NCBI's taxonomy places the organism in Eukaryota, Fungi, Ascomycota, Eurotiomycetes, Eurotiales, Aspergillaceae. Gene Ontology annotation, molecular function: monooxygenase activity; oxidoreductase activity, acting on paired donors, with incorporation or reduction of molecular oxygen; iron ion binding. The coding region runs from base 1 to 1719 and encodes 572 amino acids. The transcript is spliced from 5 exons.